Messenger RNA from Phanerochaete carnosa HHB-10118-sp, 908 nucleotides. RefSeq lists its product as uncharacterized. Gene Ontology annotation, biological process: silent mating-type cassette heterochromatin formation. The record is from RefSeq and is a predicted model, not a curated record. Bases 18 to 908 code for a protein of 296 amino acids. Gene Ontology annotation, cellular component: SHREC complex; rDNA heterochromatin. Lineage: Eukaryota; Fungi; Basidiomycota; Agaricomycetes; Polyporales; Phanerochaetaceae. The transcript has a single exon.
AAGUACCCGACGAGUUCAUGUCGUUUCGGGUAGCUGAACCAGUACCCGUUGACAGUGAGCUAGGCGAAUCUUUGGCGCAGCCGGUCCUAAGUGCACAGCCACUCCGUAGCCAGUGCGGAGGGCGCGACAGCGCCCUCAGACGCCGCGGUGUUAGCAUUGACAUCACAAAUGUCUAUGGUGUUGUCAACUUUACAAUCAUCGCGCCGUUCUACACAGCAAAUACCAACAACCGUGUCGUUGUGACGUCGCCCGGUCGCGACGCGACGGAUGUGGACUUAUCGCUGCGAAGAGCGAGCAUGCUCAAGGCAGAUGGAAUGCCAAGUCGUGCUAUGCCGGCCCCUGAGGAGAGACAGAAAUGGUGGAAGAAGAAGCUCGGGAUGUUCAUUGUGAAAGACGUCCUCGUCGACGAGCUGGAUAGGAAUCAUCACCGUUGGCCUAGGCAUGCUAUCGUGCAAGGCCGACUGCACUCGUUCCCCGCCGGGUACACACUCAUGUAUAUACCCCGGUUGAAGGACAGCGAUCACAAGGACGUGUAUUUGUACAGCACAGACGGCAAACGUAAAUGGCGCUCGCCGGAAGAGUUUGGGCCUCAUCUUGCUUGGUUGCUGACAGGACAGCGGCGCGAUAUAGCCGGUCGGUGCGUCUGCGAGUGUUGCGUCUGCAUCAAAGCUAGGACGGGAGAGUCACCUAGGCAGAGCAACAUUACGCGCCGUUAUGAAGAUAUCGACAGCUACUUCGCCGCGCAGUCAAGUAUGAAAGUUGCCAGACGGCCCAAGGCAAGGAAGAACGCACCCCCCAGCAAUGAUAGCCUUUCGAUCAAGCAGAUCAUUGCAAGGGCCAAAGAUUAUUCGAAGUGGAAAACAAGCACAACGAGCCUGGCGGCGGAGAAGGGCGUGGGAGAAAGAUAA